Messenger RNA from Caenorhabditis elegans, 1842 nucleotides. RefSeq names its product SH3 domain-containing protein. The record is from RefSeq and is marked reviewed. The transcript is spliced from 5 exons. Lineage: Eukaryota; Metazoa; Nematoda; Chromadorea; Rhabditida; Rhabditidae. Bases 34 to 1515 code for a protein of 493 amino acids.
CCCAGAUAGAUAGUUGCUCCAACAUUGAGAAUAAUGGUAAGGCUACCACCUCCAACGCCACCACGGAAGCCUAAUAUAUGUGGGACAUCUGGAAAUUCAAAUGGAAUAAAUGAGAAUAUUGAUACCAGUACCUUCUCAGUCUCAGCCGCCAAGGCAUUAUUCGAGUCAGCCAAAAGACCAGAGGUUCGGAAUGCCGCAAUCGCAGCCGCCAAGAAUCCAUUCGUCAGACAAACAGCUAAAAAUGUUGCACAAGAUGAGAAGGCACGUGGAGCAGUGUUGAAUGCUGUCAAGGACCCAAGUGGUGGAAAUAAGAUCUCAGCUGCAUUUGCAGUUGCUGAUGCUAAUCGAAAGUCUGAUUCAGUUCCACCACCACCACCACAUCGAGGAGGAACAUCGCCUGGAAAACUUUCUGGAUCACAUUCUGCAAUUAGAUCACAAUUGGAAAAUAUGCAUAUCGGAGGAUCGGUGAUGUCAAGCAAUUCUUCUACUGCAACUCCAUCGUAUCAAUCCAACUCAACAUCUUCUUACUCUUCAUCUGCACCAGUUGCCCCGCCUCCAGUGCCACGUCAUACACAAUCAAUCCCGUCUUAUUCGGCACCAGCCAUCAGUACUCCUUAUGGAAUUGCCAAGUUUGAUUACGCUCCGACACAAUCUGAUGAGAUGGGAUUGAGAAUUGGGGAUACGGUUUUAAUUUCUAAAAAAGUGGAUGCGGAGUGGUUUUAUGGUGAGAAUCAAAACCAGCGCACAUUUGGAAUUGUUCCAUCAUCCUACCUUGACAUCAAGAUCCCAUUGAAAGAAGCUUUCACAGCUCUGCCUCCACGACCAGCAGCUCCAUCUGGAUCAUCUUCAGGCACAUAUGCAACUGCAAUCUAUGACUAUAAUUCGAACGAAGCUGGAGAUUUGAAUUUCGCUGUCGGAUCACAAAUUAUGGUAACAGCUCGUGUAAAUGAAGAAUGGCUAGAAGGUGAAUGCUUUGGUAGAUCAGGAAUCUUUCCAUCUCAAUUUGUGGAUUGUCCAAAUCUUUAUCAAGUUCCAAUGAAACAAUCAGCUCCAUCAUCUGCUCCAUCUUAUUCUCAUCCAAUUACAAACAAUAGUGGUCCCAAACAAACCGUUACUGUAUCUUAUGAUUACGAUUCUGGAGUUGCUUCUGACCUCCGAUUAUUCGAAGGUGACGUCAUCACAGCCCUGGAAGACAUUGAUGCUCAAUGGUUGCUCGCAGAAUGUCGUGGACAACAGGGAAUGGUUCCGAAGACCUUCUUGGGACCACCAUACGGAUCUCCAAAGAAGGCACCGUCAAAAGGAAUCGCUGAAAUUGCAUGUGCAUUCUCUCCGAAGAAGGCAGUUGCCACUGGUGACUAUCAUUCCGAAGAUCCCAAACAUCUUUAUGUGACACGUGGCGAUCAUUUAUUGAUUGUGGAAGAUGUUGAUGACUACUAUUACAAGGGAAAAUUGGAAGCUUUCAAGACUUUGCCAGCGGGUAUUCUGCCAAAGAAUAUUGUCAAAUUGGAAAAUUGAUUCUGGUCUUGAUUAUUUCUCACUAAAUUCACUUUCUAGCUUUAUAUGUGCCAGUUUUUUGUAUUUUCUAAUAUGUCAUUUAUUUACAAAAUUCAAAUUUUCCCCGAUGCGUGUUUUGUGCCGAUUGUCAAAUUUUCUAGAAAUGUAUUUUCAAUAAAUUGCCUUAUCAAGUGUGGGCCUAGCGUUUCCAAUUAACGUUUGUAGAUCAAUUUCAAAUAGCUCAUUUCUCUGCGUUACUAUAAUAGUUAUUUUGUGAACUUCCAAAACUUCAGAAAAAUGUUAAAGUAAAUUUAUUGAGGAGAAUAAUGAAUUUGAAGAAUUUGUUAC